CCUGAUGAGCGACAAAGAGUUGAAAAUUAGCGGAGAAGGGAAGGUGGUGUGUGUAACAGGAGCUUCAGGUUACAUAGCUUCAUGGCUGGUCAAGCUCUUGCUUCAACGUGGCUACACUGUCAAAGCCUCCCUUCGUGACUCAAACAAUCCAAAGAAAACGGAACACUUGGUUUCCCUUGAGGGGGCCAAGGAAAGGCUUCAUUUGUAUAAAGCAGAUUUAUUGGAAGAAGGAUCCUUUGAUGCUGUUGUUGAUGGAUGUGAAUGUGUUUUUCAUACUGCUUCCCCUGUGAAUCUCUCUCCCACUGAUCCACAGGCAGAAUUGAUUGACCCUGCAGUGAAGGGAACACUAAACGUUUUGAGGUCAUGCACAAAUGUUGCUUCUCUGAGGAGGGUGGUUUUAACAUCUUCCGUGGCUUCGGUUUCGUACAAUGGGAAAGCUCUGACGCCAGAUGUGGUUGUUGAUGAGACAUGGUUUUCAGAUCCUGUUUUCUGUGAGAAAUCAAAGUUUUGGUAUAUGCUGUCAAAAACCUUAGCUGAAGAGGCUGCUUGGGAAUUUGCAAAAGAGAACGGGAUUGACUUGGUCGCAAUAAAUCCAGGACUUGUGAUUGGCCCUUUGUUACAGCCAACUCUUAAUCUGACGGUGGAAAUGCUUCUAAAUCACAUAAACGGGGCUCAAACGUUCCCCAAUAAAGUGAAUAUGUAUGUUGAUGUUAGAGAUGUGGCAUUAGCACAUAUUCAAGCAUUUGAAGUUACUUCAGCCAGUGGAAGAUAUUGUUUAGUUGGACAUGUUGUGCACAUUUCUGAGGCCCUCGGCAUUAUAAAACAACUCUACCCAACUCUAAGCAUUCCUGGAAAAUGUGAAGAUGACAAGCCUCUCCUGCCGAAACACCAAGUAUCAAAGGAGAAAGCAAAAAGUUUGUGUCCUAACUUUACCCCUUUGGAAGUGAGUCUAAAGGACACUGUUGAAAGUCUGAAGAGGAAGGGUUUUCUCAACUUUUAAUUGUGAUUGUAUUAUCUUUAUAGAUUUAGUGUGACUUGUGAUGAAUGAAAGUUUUUCCGAAAUGAAGCAUUUGUAUCCUUUCUGUUCCACUUGCUCCGACCUUAUAUUGUAAUUUGUUAAUUGGUUAAGAGUGGUUAUCAGUGCGGCGAUUCAAAUUUCUCCACUCUAACUAGCUAGCUCAUAUGUCAGUUUAUUGUUGUAAUAUAAAGAGAUUUCAGGACAAAUAGCCUUU
Molecule: messenger RNA, 1232 nt
Organism: Morus notabilis
Lineage: Eukaryota; Viridiplantae; Streptophyta; Magnoliopsida; Rosales; Moraceae
Product: cinnamoyl-CoA reductase 1-like
Exons: 6
Coding region: 5-1000 (331 amino acids)
Molecular function (GO): oxidoreductase activity, acting on the CH-OH group of donors, NAD or NADP as acceptor
Source: RefSeq, a predicted model, not a curated record